Strongylocentrotus purpuratus (purple sea urchin) is the source of this 1833-nucleotide messenger RNA. RefSeq names its product tolloid-like protein 1. Bases 1 to 1086 code for a protein of 361 amino acids. NCBI's taxonomy places the organism in Eukaryota, Metazoa, Echinodermata, Echinoidea, Camarodonta, Strongylocentrotidae. Gene Ontology annotation, molecular function: calcium ion binding. The transcript is spliced from 6 exons. The record is from RefSeq and is a predicted model, not a curated record.
AUGCGCAAGACUACGCUUGCCCAGCGUCUACACCCGAAUCUCACAGUUCCAGUCAUUUAUUACAGCUGUAGUUUCAGGAGUAUUCUGGUUACAUUUAUAUUUCUUUCAGCAAUAACACCGGGUGUUACUGAAAUCACCCUUGAGCGUGCCGUCCCAGUGAACAUCACUUCUCCAAAUUACCCUUCCGACUACAACAUCGGCGAUAACAUCGUCUGGAAGGUAUCAGCCCCUGUCAACCACAGCGUCAGGCUGGACAUCGUCGACUUCGCUACCCAAUUGAACUUCGACAUCUUGUUUGUGGGCGAUGGACUGACGCCACUGAGUUACACAGAGCUUGCGAGGCUCACGGGCUAUGGGUUAAGGUCAACUGUGACGUCACAUGGCCGCCAUAUGUGGCUCAAAUUCACCAGUAAUUUCGGAAUUAUUGACGUUGGAUUCAUGGCAACACUGAACGCUGUGGAUCCGAGAGAUGACAAUCCUCUAAUCUUGGUGAACGAGUCUACGGUCCAACAGCUCCGCUCACCAGACUUCCCUCUUGAUGCAAGCGACAGCGUGCACGAGAUUUGGCGGGUAAUGGCUCCUCGGGAUCACAGCGUGAGGGCGCGUUUUGACUUCUUUAACCUCACCGACGGUUCUUCGCUUACCGUGGGCUACGGCUCGAGUCCUUUAAUGACCACAAUCCUAGUGGAGUUGACUGGAAGUGAAUUGCCUGAAGAUAUUACCUCCCCCACUCGAGAAUUGUGGUUUAGAUUUGUGUCGGAUACUGGGGACUCCAGUAGAAGGAAACGAAGAGCGGUCGGUUCGCUUAUGGAAAGUGGAUUCUUGGUGAAUCUAACAGCAGAAAGGACUGAAGAUAUCAACGAGUGCCUGAGUAACCCUUGUCAGAAUGGAGGCACAUGUUCAGACAUCCAUGGAGGUUUCCAGUGCUUCUGUCCCGAAGGCUUCAAAGGAGAUUACUGUCAAACAGAUAUCAACGAGUGCCUGAGUAACCCUUGUCAGAAUGGAGGCACAUGUUCAGACAUCCAUGGAGGUUUCCAGUGCUUCUGUCCCGAAGGCUUCAAAGGAGAUUACUGUCAAACAGGUUAGGACAAAACAAAUGGACUCGAUACCCUCAAGACAUAGCACCACGAAGAGAUAGCUAGACAAGAAUAUAAUAAUUCAGUUAGGCAGUGGUGUAGCGGGGGCCUCUGGCAUUACUGGGAUUUGGAGUAAUUUUAUUAGAUGGAUGAAGUAUAAAUUGUCGAGGCUACCUACGAGGGGGAACGAGGCAGGAGACUUUAUUUACUUCUUUUCACUUUUCCUUUCCCUUUCGUUUUGUGUUGUAUACAUCGUGCCCCUUGCAUCUACUUCAUUGGAGAGAUUUGUUCUUCAAAGUCAUGAAAAAGAUAUUGAAUACGGGAAACGGGAUACAUGUGUAUAUUAAACCUCUUUAUUUACCACGUGACAAUGUGGCAGAUCUCUAAUUGGCUCAAAAUACUGAACCAUAACUUGAAUGAUAAUUUUUUUUCACGCUGUUUGUUAUAAUAGACAAUGAAUAGAACAUAUCAAACUAGUUUACCCAAUUCACAUGAGCUACAAUGAUGAAACUUGGUCAGGUUUGUUUUCCCCUUCAAUACUGACAUUAGUACAACAUAUUGCUUUUUCUAUUACGGUAAUGGGGUUUGAUCCUCUCAACAAUCCGUCAAUAUGUCAAAACAUCUGGAAUUUAAUAGAAAACAUACGAGAUAAUACCAACAUUUUCUAUCAAAGUCCAAAUGUUUUUUUUUUUUUUUUUUUUACAUAUCCCUUACAAGGUAUAUGUGCAUUUUUAUAGAUGAAAUAAAUCAGAUGAAA